This is a messenger RNA of Sesamum indicum (sesame), 1607 nucleotides long. It is a transcript of the gene SETH3, whose product is annotated as Sugar isomerase (SIS) family protein. NCBI's taxonomy places the organism in Eukaryota, Viridiplantae, Streptophyta, Magnoliopsida, Lamiales, Pedaliaceae. The record is from RefSeq and is a predicted model, not a curated record. Gene Ontology annotation, molecular function: carbohydrate derivative binding; isomerase activity. Gene Ontology annotation, biological process: carbohydrate derivative metabolic process; carbohydrate metabolic process.
AUAGUAUGUGAAUUAGGGUGUGAAAAUUGCAGGAAGAAAUGGGGCGGGGGCCAUAUCUAUACCCAUCACAACCCACAAUUAUUGAUGAGGUGUGAGCAUGUUGCAGGAGAAGUUACUAUACAUAGUAAUUUCUUCCAUCACCCGCGCUGCCGCUCACACUCCAACCAUUUAACCAACAAUUCAAGAUCAAGAAACACACAGCGAAAAUGGGGUCUCUUUCUCUCCCCUUUCCAGCCCCUGAAGACGAAGAAACGAAUCUAUCCAAAGCCAAAUUGGAUCAGACCCAUUUGCUCAAUCUCUUCAAAUGCCAGCAGAAGUACCUCAACCAUUUCUUCCAAAACCUCGAUCUCUCCCAAACCCUAACGUUCACGCAGACCCUCUUGAAUGCCAGGGGAACCAUUUUCUUUUCUGGGGUCGGGAAAUCCGGAUUUGUGGCGCAGAAGAUCUCGCAGACGCUGGUGUCGCUUGGUGUGAAGUCCGGGUUUUUAUCCCCUGUCGACGCGCUUCAUGGGGACAUCGGCAUUUUGUCGUCUAAGGAUUUGUUGGUUCUGUUCAGCAAGAGUGGGAAUUCGGAGGAAUUGUUGAGGCUUGUGCCUUGCGCCAAGGCCAAGGGGGUUUAUUUGAUAUCUGUGACGUCGGUGAAACCUAAUGGGUUGGCGGGGUUGUGUGAUCUGAAUGUGCAUUUGCCGCUGGAGCGAGAAUUGUGUCCCUUUGAUCUGGCGCCGGUGACCUCCACAGCGAUCCAGAUGGUUUUUGGGGAUACGGUUGCCAUCGCGCUUAUGGGCGCUAGGAAUUUGAGCAAGGAAGAGUAUGCGGCGAACCACCCUGCUGGGAGGAUCGGAAAGAGUUUGAUUUUCAAGGUGAAGGAUCUUAUGAAAAAGAAAGAAGAGCUUCCAGUUUGCAUGGAACAUGAUCUCAUCAUGGAUCAGCUGGUCGAGCUGACAAGUAAAGGCUGUGGAUGCCUUCUCGUUAUAGACGACGAUUAUCAUCUGCUAGGUACAUUUACUGAUGGUGAUUUACGGCGCACACUGAAGGCCAGCGGUGAGGGAAUUUUCAAGCUAACGGUUGGGAAUAUGUGUAAUAGGAAGCCAAGGACAAUCGGUCCAGAUGCAAUGGCAGUGGAAGCAAUGCAGAAGAUGGAGUCUCCGCCAUCACCGGUGCAGUUCUUGCCUGUCAUUAAUGAUGAUAAUGUCUUGAUUGGUAUUGUAACGUUGCAUGGGCUGGUCUCUGCCGGCUUGUGAUGCUGCAGCAGGCAUGCUGCACUCUGGCCUUCACGUCUGUUACAUUUAUUAUUCUUUGUAUUAUUUCCAUCUACCAUAUCUACAUGAUUCAUUUGUUGGCACCGAAGAGAAAGCAAAAUAGACUUGAUGAGUAGACCUGAGUCAUGCUUGGGUUUUCCAAGGUCGGAUGUAUUGUAUGAAGAUUUAUGCAUAGUAUUGUGUAUGGUUCAAUCGUUAAGUAAAAGAUGUUGUAAGGUUACAAUAUUUGAUAGUCCUUCGACCCCAUGGAAUAGUAUUAGUAUUAGUAGAUUUGCAUUUGCAUGUUAUGUAUCAGCAGUACUGCUCCUUGUGCCUAAGUAAUGACACAACUCUUAUUUCAUAGUAUCA